Procambarus clarkii (red swamp crayfish) is the source of this 1569-nucleotide messenger RNA. RefSeq names its product threonine-rich protein-like. NCBI's taxonomy places the organism in Eukaryota, Metazoa, Arthropoda, Malacostraca, Decapoda, Cambaridae. The record is from RefSeq and is a predicted model, not a curated record.
AUGAUCAAGGGCGAGUCUUCAUGCAAUCCAGACUUGUAUAUGAGAGACAUUUGUAAACAAAAAUGUGAAUCUCUGCGCGCCAAUAUGUCAGCGUCCCCGCGGUCAUCCGAGACUCCGGCAGCAAUCCGCCUCCCACAAUCCGCAUGCACCGAGGGUGUGGCCACUGUUGCUGAAGCACCAGCUGUUGCUGAAGCACCCGCUGUUCCUGAAGCACCAACUGUUCCUGAAGCACCCGCAGUUCCUGAAGCACCAACUGUUCCUGAAGCACCCGCUGUUCCUGAAGCACCAACUGUUACUGAAGCACCCGCUGUUCCUGAAGCACCCACUGUUCCUGAAGCACCAACUGUUACUGAAGCACCCGCUGUUGCUGAAGCACUAACUGUUACUGAAGCACCCACUGUUCCUGGAGCACCAACUGUUGCUGAAGCACCCACUGUUGCUGAAUCACCCAUUGUUACUGUAGCACCCACUGUUCCUGAAGCACCCACUGUUCCUGAAGCACCCACUGUUCCUAAAGCACCAACUGUUCCUGAAGCACCAACUGUUACUGAAGCACCAACUGUUCCUGAAGCACCAACUGUUACUGAAGCACCCGCUGUUGCUGAAGCACCCACUGUUGCUGAAGCACCCACUGUUCCUGGAGCACCCACUGUUCCUGAAGCACCAACUGUUACUGAAGCACCCGCUGUUCCUGAAGCACCAACUGUUACUGAAGCACCAACUGUUCCUGAAGCACCCACUGUUACUGAAGCACCCGCUGUUACUGAAACACCCACUGUUCCUGAAGCACCAACUGUUACUGAAGCACCAACUGUUCCUGAAGCACCAACUGUUACUGAAGCACCCACUGUUGCUGAAUCACCCAUUGUUACUGUAGCACCCACUGUUCCUGAAGCACCCACUGUUCCUGAAGCACCCACUGUUCCUAAAGCACCAACUGUUCCUGAAGCACCAACUGUUACUGAAGCACCAACUGUUCCUGAAGCACCAACUGUUACUGAAGCACCCGCUGUUGCUGAAGCACCCACUGUUGCUGAAGCACCCACUGUUCCUGGAGCACCCACUGUUCCUGAAGCACCAACUGUUACUGAAGCACCAACUGUUACUGAAGCACCCACUGUUCCUGAAGCACCAACUGUUCCUGAAGCACCCACUGUUCCUGAAGCACCAACUGUUCCUGAAGCACCCACUGUUCCUGAAGCACCCACUGUUCCUGAAGCACCAACUGUUCCUGAAGCACCCACUGUUGCUGAAGCACCAACUGUUGCUGAAGCACCCACUGUUGCUGAAGCACCCACUGUUGCUGAAGCACCCACUGUUGCUGAAGCACCCACUGUUCCUGAAGCACCCACUGUUACUGAAGCACCCACUGUUGCUGAAGCACCCACUGUUACUGAAGCACCCGCUGUUCCUGAAGCACCAACUGUUACUGAAGCACCCACUGUUGCUGAAGCACGGCAGAGUUAUAAAUCCGUCAGCACUCAGGCACCUGUCCACCAAUCAGAGUCUCCGUCAUUAAUCAUUAAGUCGAGUCUGGUUAAGCCAGCUUACACCGUAAUAAAACUUUAG